Messenger RNA from Pterocles gutturalis (yellow-throated sandgrouse), 1278 nucleotides. RefSeq names its product KAT8 regulatory NSL complex subunit 2 (gene KANSL2). Lineage: Eukaryota; Metazoa; Chordata; Aves; Pterocliformes; Pteroclidae. The annotation marks the transcript as partial. The transcript is spliced from 8 exons. The record is from RefSeq and is a predicted model, not a curated record. Gene Ontology annotation, cellular component: NSL complex.
CGCCUGGAGGGGCAGGAGUUCUGCCUCAAGCACAUCCUCGAGGACCGCAGCGCCCCGUUCAAACAGUGCAGCUACGUUUCCGCCAAGAAUGGAAAGCGGUGUCCCAACGCUGCGCCCAAGCCCGAGAAGAAGGAUGGCGCGUCGUUCUGCGCGGAGCACGCCCGAAGGUUGGCGCUCCAGGCUCAGAUGAAGAAGUCCAACCCCGGACCUGUGAGUGAGACGCUCCUUUGCCAGCUCAGCUCUUACGCCAAGACGGAGCUGGGCUCCCAGAGCGCUGAGAGCAGCCGCAGCGAAGCCAGCCGCAUCCUGGAUGAGGACAGCUGGAGCGACGGCGAGCAGGAGCCCAUCACGGUGGACCAGACAUGGCGAGGGGACCCGGACAGCGAGGCCGACAGCAUCGACAGCGACCAGGAGGAUCCCCUGAAGCACGCCGGCGUGUACACGGCCGAGGAGGUGGCUUUGAUCAUGCGAGAGAAGCUGAUCCGCCUGCAGUCUCUCUACAUCGACCAGUUCAAACGCCUCCAGCACCUGCUGAAGGAGAAGAAGCGCCGAUACCUGCACAGCCGCAAGGGAGAGCACGAAGCCAUAGGCAGCAGCCUCCUGACCGGCCCCGAGGGGCUGAUGGCCAAGGAGCGGGAGAACCUGAAGCGCCUCAAGUGCCUGCGCCGCUACCGGCAGCGCUACGGCGUGGAAGCGCUGCUGCACCGGCAGCUGAAGGAGCGCAGGAUGCUGGCGACGGACGGCGCUGCCCAGCAGGCGCACACCACCCGCUCCAGCCAGAGGUGCUUGGCCUUCGUUGACAACGUCCGAUGCUCCAACCCGUCCCUCCCGAUGACCCGGCACUGCCUUGCGCUGCCCGUCACCCGCUGGGAGGAGCCGUGCUGCCCGCUGCACCUCCGCCUCCCCCCGCAGAUGUACGUCCCCGAGCAGGCGCUGGCUGUCCCCGAGGGGCUGGAAGCUGCUCCCACCGACCUGUACCUGAGCGCGGCCGAGCUCCAGCCCACCGAGAGCUUGCCGCUGGAGUUCAGCGACGACUUGGACGUGGUGGGGGACGGCAUGCAGUGUCCCCCGUCCCCUCUGCUCUUCGAUCCGUCCAUGGCCCUCGAUCCAUCCCUCCGAGACGUUCCCGAUGCCCCCAUAGACAUCCUGGCGCUGGAGGACCCUUCCCACCCCCCGCCCAUGGACAGAGGGACAGACAGAGGGACGUCCUCUGCCCACCUCUUCUCCCCGGCCACCGAAACUCCCGGCCCCGGCACCCCCCCCCGAGCUCCCGUCGCA